GCAAUUGGGGAAGAAAACAGGCUGUUCCAAGGAGCGUACCGUGCUGUAUUACUACAGCCGUACGAAUAGAGGAGGGUCUUGAGUACUGCGUACUAUCGUACUAUCCAAUGACGGGAAUGAUUCCGUUGCUCCAAUCUAAAGUUGACAGGGAGAGGAACUCGUAAGGCGUGGAACGCUCAAAUCGUGGAACACAACGACCGGCAUUCCUCUUCGUUUCUUCUUUCGUUGAGCAACAUGACAUACGAGUUCCUUAGCCGCAACGCCCACGUUCUUACAAUUUCGGCUUUUCCCACCGGUACGGAAGACAUAGCAGCUAGCGGCAUCAUGGAUGCAAACAUGGACAUGAACCUGGAAGACAAGACUACCGCUGUCGAGCCAGAAGAAACCGCCACAGUCAGCUCGGAAACACUCAUCAGUGCUUCCGAAUCCGAAGAUAGCGCCAAGGACGAAGGAACGAUGGAUAUCACUGGCUCAGAUCAAAAUGGUGAUCCCAUGGAUGUAGAGAAGGAAACACCAUCGUCGACAACCACUACAACGGACGAAGAUGAUGACACGAAGGAUGUAAUUGACCAAAACCGGCUCAUAAGUCUCCUCGAGCAGAGUAAGGAAGGAGAGAGACGAAUCGAAGCGGAGGACAUUCUCCUUUUUAUUGGUGGCACGGGAGCGGGCAAAACUACGACGACGCUCUAUCUAGCAGGUGCAAAGUUUAAGGAAGUAGAAGUCAGAGGAGUUGACCACUACGAACCUUACGAUCUCCCCAACCCCGACCUUGCUCAGUUUGCUGUCUCGGAAAAGGCGACAUCUAUCACGAAGACCAUCCACGCCACGAAAGUAGAGCUCCCUGACGGACGCAUUGUCACGAUUUGCGAUACACCAGGGUUCGGUGACACUAAGGGGGUCGAAAUGGAGAUAUCGAAUGGCCUCGGUAUAAUCCGCGCGCUCCAAAAGACAAAGUCCGUGAAGCCGGUCUUGGUUUUCGACCGAGAAGGCAUGGGGGCAGCUCGAUAUACGAAUCUGCGAAAGACCUUGCAGACAGUCGUCUUGAUGAUGGGCAAGCAGGUUGACUUUUCUUCCUUCGAGUACGUUUUCACUCGGUGCACCCGCAAGCUGUCCAAGAAAAUAUGCAAGCAGCUCGCUGGUUUUCAAGAUGACCUCCGUGAGAAUCCAAGCGACAUUCUCGGCGGAGACGCUUCGGAGUUUGAGAUGCUUGACGCGCUACUCUCUGAUAUGGUUGCCAAAACAACUCCUGAAGCCAUUUUUAUUGAACCAGACGACGAAGAUGAAGCUCCCGAAACGCUCAAGCGUCUCUGGUGCAGCAAUGAGGCUCGAAUUAAAGAUCCCAGAUCUGCGUUCAACGAUUUUGUUUCCAAAGAGUCAGCUGACAAACUGAAGCUUCAGAUCGGCAACAUGCUGCGGCGGCUCGACAAAAUGCUCUCUGGAGGCGACUUUGAGGGAUUUGAAACUACUACGCAGCAACUUGUCAGCCUUUCAAACACUCUGUCGUUCUCUCGGACGGAUGAAGCUGUCAAACAGGCACGUGAGAAGGGUCGCAACCUUGUGCGUGAAAAGUGUGAUCAGAUUCAGGCACUUACAGAGCGCUUGGUUGGAACAUCCGAUGUUGACCAUUUCAAGGAAUUGUCUCAGGAUUUGCAAGAGAAGCUCUCUACUAUGUCCCGUUUGGACUCCAUCAGCGAACUCUGUGAAGUGUCCACAGAUCAGAGACUUGACGCCACGAUCAAGGCCGCCCCAACAAAGAUAUUUGACGGUCUCCUGCGUGGCCUUACCCAGCUUGAAGAAGCCUCAGCAGUCGAAGGCUGGCACAAUGAUCUAAAAAGCAUAGUUCUCCGCAUCGACACUACCGUUGGGGCUCUGCAAGGGUACAUGCCUAUCGACAAACUUAGCCCGAUGUAUGCAUUGUCGGUUCAAAGCGUGUCGAGCUUCGUGGAGCAUCGUCUCAAAUCAAUUCAAGAAAAACUGGAACAUCCAACGUCUUCCGCUCUGAGCGAGUGCAAAGGUACUCUUCUUUCGCUUCGUGAUCUGAAGUUCUUCUUCUUGAAGGGAUCUGGAAGCGCCAAUGUGGAGGCAUUCCGUUCCGACAGUUGGGAGUGGCUGGGCGAAUGCCUUACAGGUAUCUCGGUCUCCCUCGCAGGCCGCUAUGAAGGCAGCAUUGACAAACUCGCUAAACACACGCUCGAAGAAGAUUGCGAGAAAGAGGGAUGGGAGCAAGCACUGUUGGCUUUGAGCAACGACGAAGAGGUAGUCGAGAGCCGAUUGUUUCAUGUCGAAGCAUCUUCAGUUCCGUUCUUUUGCAAGCUUGUCACAAAUGUUAUGGAGAAAGAAGGAGCGAAACCAGGAAGCCAGAUUGUUGCGGACUUCGACGAAGCAUUGACCAAGGCUUUGACAAACUUUGCUGAAUCUGCAGAUGGGUGGGCCAGCCAAAAGCAGCCAGCCUCACAGAAGAAGAGAGCUUUGCAACUUUUGAAAGUCGGGCAAGCAGCGGCGAAAGUAUGCAAGGACCACCGAGUGUCGAAUGUGCCAUCAUUAGAGCAGAUUGGAGAGAAGCUUGUAGGAACCAUGAAAGUGUUAAAGCUUUUCAUCGAAAAGUGCAAUUCAAUGCCUCAACGCCCUGAUGACCUCUUGUAUGGACCAGAAGAGCUAGGUAAGCAGUGGCAUGCCAAGCUAGUGGAGUUGCGGGCCUACAAGAUUAAGCACGGAGACUGCAACGUGCCCCAAAAGCCUUCGUCGCUUGGCAUAUGGGUGAUGCAUCAACGCCUAGAGGCUAAGAAACUGCAGACUGGUAAAAAAACUUCCAUGACUGAUAAAAGGAGGGAAGCUCUGGCAGACCUUGACUUCGAAUGGACAUGCAAAAACAGCAAGAAAGCUAAACGUGAUGCCGCGACGCUUGAGACCCGAUUUGCAGAGCUUCAAGAGUUCAAGGAGGCAAACGGGCACUGCAAUGUUCCGCAAAGAAAUGCAAGAAACAAGGCUCUGGGCCAGUGGGUCCACAAUACGCGCAAAUUUUACUUCAACGGCAAGCUUUCAAAGGAGAAAAUUGCCCGAUUGGAAACUAUUGGUUUCCAGUGGAGGGCCAAAAAAUGA
Messenger RNA from Seminavis robusta, 3099 nucleotides. The record is from the annotation of a GenBank genome assembly. Lineage: Eukaryota; Bacillariophyta; Bacillariophyceae; Naviculales; Naviculaceae.